AGCGCAGACGCCCUCCAAGUGUGACUUCCUCCAUUAAGUUAGAAAGAACAGCAGCAGGUAAAUGAAGUACACAUUUCAGUCAGAUGAGUGCAUGGUCAUCACUAUACCUCUGGGCAGUCUCAGAGAUGCUCAGGAGGGCCAGCUGAUGCCUGAGAAGUUCCACUGUGUCUUCAAAGAUGUCUACAAGGUCUUCCUCAAGGGUCAGCCUAAAGCUCUGGGGGCAGUUCAGCUCAUUGCUGGAGUCCUUGUCUUGAUUCUGGGGCUACUGCUUGUCCCGCACAGACCAUUAGUUCUGAUCUACACCAUGCCCAGUGUCCUGUUUGUUGCUGUCGGAAUACUGACCUAUGCUGCAGGUCAUUCUCCAAAUAUGUGUGUGGCCAAACUGUCAUUUUCCUUGAACAUCGUCAGCUGUUUCUGGACAUUAGCUGCUGUUGCUCUCUGCACUGCUGAUGUUCUCUCUUUUGGUUUCCACGGGGACCAUCAAGAGGUAAUUUCUGGAAUCAAAUGGAUGAUUGUAGUUCUCCUGGUCAUUGAACUGGUCGUUGCCAUGGUGGUGAUCUACUGGGAGAGUAAAGCAGUGUGCAGACAGCACUUCAACAUUCUGCCCAUGGUCACCCUGAAGCAGGACGUAUGAACAAACAAUUAAGUGAAAUCAUUACUAAACUUGUAUGACAUUUUUUUUUACUUGUGCCAAUGUGGAUACAGAUAGUCUUCACUUUGUGUUUGUUAUUAUAAUGUUGUGAUUACCUAUGAUGUAAUAGUCAUUACCUAUGAUGUAGUAGUCAUUACCUAUGAUGUAGUAGUCAUUACCUAUGAUGUAAUAGUCAUUACCUAUGAUGUAAUAGUCAUUACCUAUGAUGUAGUAGUCAUUACCUAUGAUUUAGUAGUCAUUACCUAUGAUGUAGUAUUGAUUACUUAUUAUGUAGUCAUUACCUAUGAUGUAGUAUUGAUUACUUAUUAUGUAGUGUGUAUAUUCGUAUUUUGUGUAUUUCUAACCAUUGCAAAAUAGUGAUAUAUUGGCACUGUCUCAAAAGUGUAAAUAAGGAAAUUAAAUACAGAAUAUAAUUUAGAAAUAUGGGUUCUAUUAAGUUUUCACGAUACAUAUAUCCUCUGAGAAAUAGUAAGAACGUUGCAUACCAUUUGUUGUAGCAGUUUUGUCAAAGAGAAAAGCUACUAUCAUGACAGAUGUUCUACUUACAAUGUAAAGACCGACUCCGGAUAGGAGAAGCAGGUACCGGGAGUCAGACAUUUAUUAGGGAACAGACAAGGAAACAAGACAGCAACAGCGUCAGAACACGGGUAACACUGACAUGAGACAAUUAAUCCCGAAGCAGGGAACAGACAGAUAUAGGGAAGGUAAUGACACAAGUGACACAAUGAUCGGCUAUGAAAAGCCA
Salvelinus namaycush (lake trout) is the source of this 1397-nucleotide messenger RNA. RefSeq names its product membrane-spanning 4-domains subfamily A member 4D. Bases 62 to 634 code for a protein of 190 amino acids. The transcript has 7 exons. The record is from RefSeq and is a predicted model, not a curated record. Gene Ontology annotation, cellular component: membrane. Lineage: Eukaryota; Metazoa; Chordata; Actinopteri; Salmoniformes; Salmonidae.